AUGCCUACCGCGCUGUCAUACCCAGGUCUUCGAUGUGUCUUAGAGUUUUUGGAUCCCAUGAAAAGAAUUCAUAUUGUCUCACGCAACCAUUCUCUUCGAACCAUUGAAAAGACAAUACCCCUGAACAUAAAAGAUUUCGGAAUAAGCAGAAAUCGUUUAAAACUAAAUGACUGCGUAAUAAAGAACGACACCAACAACGAAUUGCAAUUCAAAGAUAGACGUGAGAAGAAUUUCAGAAGAACUUGGUCAUCGAAUCUAAAUCUUGAAGAAACAAUGAAAAAACUGCUGGAUUCGUAUUUGGGAUUCAGAUUAAAGAUCUACGUGAAUUGUUUUUUAUUUUCUACUAAAAUUCCAAAAUUCUUGCCACAGAAUUUCAUUCUUCAAGCCAAUGAGUUGGAAUGUUGUUCCGACUAUAUUGAACAGUUUCUGCCUAUAAUAGAUCCAAGCAGUUUUCCUUUGAAAAAACUCCAUAUUGCAAUCAGUGAACCCGAUUAUUUGAAUCAUCCGGUUCUAACUUCGUCAAAAGAACUUAUCGUUUCAAUUAAUGGAUGCGACGGAGUCACACAAUUAAUCAAUCAAAUCAACACGAACAAGCGUGUAACGUUUGAAACAUAUUGUUUCUAUACUAAAGAUCCUGUGAUAUUAAUUAGAAAUUGGAUGAAAAAUGGAAAAGAAAUAGGGACGUCGUUCAAGUUUCAUGAUUAUGAGGACAACGGUGUUAUGCAUUUGUUGUUGAAGGAGCUGAAGGAAUUUAAAACCGAAAGUGACCAUCACAGUCGGGUAACUCCAAUUCUGAGAGUUCCAAUCAACUCAUUUUCUGAAAUACAUGUGUCUAAAGACAGCGAAGAUUAUAUUGUCAUGGAAGUGGUUCCAACAACUUCGAAAAGAGACAACGAUGCUACUGAAGACCCAUGUAGUAGUGACAGGGCAAGACAAUCAAGAACACCGUUCUGA
This is a messenger RNA of Caenorhabditis remanei, 954 nucleotides long. RefSeq lists its product as uncharacterized. Bases 1 to 954 code for a protein of 317 amino acids. NCBI's taxonomy places the organism in Eukaryota, Metazoa, Nematoda, Chromadorea, Rhabditida, Rhabditidae. The record is from RefSeq and is a predicted model, not a curated record. The transcript has 3 exons.